AUGAGCUUUUUUUGGACAAAAUCAGCGCGAAGCCUGAACAAUAUUCAUCAAGAAGUUAAAGAAACAUGCACAUGGCGAGAGUUUCAAAAAGCAAAUCUCAAAAAACAACAAUUUAUUACUUUAGAAAAGAUUAUCAAAUUACAAGAGAAUAUGUGCUUAAAUUAUAUUCAAAAAUGCCAAGAAGCAGCAGAUUUAGAUACGUCACUAAAGCAAUUUUAUUAUACUAACAAAGAUCUUAGUAUUCGAACCGAUUUUGCAUCCUUAGGAAUCGACAAACAAGUUCUCGAUGAAUUCAUUAUGCAUCUAUCAAAAAAUUUAAGUACAUUUGCGUCGACAGUUCAAUACGACAAAUUUGUUUCAGGAUUGGCUCUAAAAUUCAUUCCUUUUGACUUCAAUCCAUUGCAUUAUGCAUUAUUUUCUGCUCUUCCAUCAUUAUUCGGAUACUGCUGGUCUUCUGAAUUGGCAGAAUCAUACAUUGACUUUUUAUUUAAUUCUGCCUUUACGAAUCGCACGUUUUCAUUGCUCCAUCUUACUUUAUCACUUUCAAAUUUCAUAAGAGUAUCCAUCGGACCAGUAUUUUUCAAGAAAACAAUGGGAAAUGAACUUUUGGAUUUAAUAUUGCCAUUAAAAGUUACAGAUCAAGACAUACAAAAUGCUGCGCUGACUAUAACUAACAACAUGUUACAAAAUAUUACGUUAAUUCCUCGUCACGUUCGUAGAAUAAUCAGAAGAUUUUUUAACAUUGAUGAAAACAAACUUAUGACAGCAGAAAGUUUCGUUUGUGAAUGUUUGGUUAACGCUGCAAUCAAAAAUCCAAAAGAAUACGGAAUUGUUGAUUUUUCUAUUUAUUUAAGUCAGAAUAUCUUCACUAGGCUUAAUAAUUUAUGUCACACAUUCCAAUUUGCUGCUUCUGGUGAUUCUAUUUCUGAUUUACAUAGUGCUUUUGUUGAUUUUGUUUCCGAAUGUGAGAAUGUUGAUGAAAUUCCAGACUUACCGUUAGUCUCGCACAUCCUACCAUUGCUUAAGAUGUCAGAUUUCCCCAUGGUUCAAUCACUUACCGAUGCAGUUACCCUUGCAUACUUAGUUUUGAACAGCGACUGCCAUCCAAAGCUGAAACAGCUCGCUGAAAUAAUAUUUGAGAACAAGAAGUACCCGUUCUGCUUUUUCCAAGUUGUUUUGAAGGACUUAUCUCAAUUUCAGAUCACAACAAGCGACGCAAACAACAUGGAUACAGAUAAUUCCAGCCAAACUACAAAGACUAUCUUUAAUUUCUUUGAGCAAGCCCCUGUUUGCGAAACUGCUCCGAAUAAUUUUAUCGAAUUUCUCAAUUUCCAUCGAAGAAAAGCAGAUCUUGAGCAUAAAGAAGACCACCAGAUUAUUCUACAGCGAAUAUUAUCCCUUCUUCCUAAACAAGGAAGCAGAGAAUGGGCAGAUAUAAUUCCUUCUCUCGAAGAUGAGCUCGAAAGACAGAAACUAUAUGCUACAUUGGAAGAAGAAUCACUCUCUAAGUUAUCUUUACUAGGAACAAGCAUUGAUUCAAUGAUAAAAAGACUGAAAUCGAUUUCUUCCAAUCCACACAAUGCGUUUUACUACAAUUUGUUUGAAGAAUUUUUGGAUGCGAACCAAGAUAUCAAAGGAAACUUCGAAAGUAGAUCAAUCGAAUACUUUCAAUCACUUUCGAAAUUUUAUUCAGUUUUCGAAUCGUACUGUAGCAGGAUUAGAGCGGUUAUAGCAGAUGAUGAAGCAUAUACCAAUGUUCUUAUCUGUUUUCAUACGUAUAUUAUGACUUAUCUCCCAAUUGACAUGUACAUUGCAUUUAAUCCACAGUUUAAGAAGAAUGAUGACUUCUUAUCACAUCCACCAGAGAAAAUGGUGCAAGAAUUGUGCAUUGCUCCUUCAGCUGAAAAAGUCAGAAAAUUAUUUGAUAAUACAGAGAUAUUUAGCUUGGCAAUUGCCGAAAUUUCAGAAGCAAGGAUCAUUCCUAUCCCAGUUAUAGCUCUUGGGCAUUUAAAUGAAGCAAUUUAUAUUUUGAAUACGCUUUUCUUCAUGGAAUACGGCUCAGGAGCUCAGGCAGAUGAACUUACACCAAUUAUAGUCUAUCUGAUCCUCAAGUGCAGAAUUCCAAACAUGUAUUCGUUUGUUAUGUACUUGAAAGACUUUUUACUCAACCUUUGCACGAAACAGUUCAUGAUAAUCAAAGAGAGCAACAUUGUUGGACUUACUCAUAUUAUUAACCAUGUUACUUCAAUAUUUGAAGCAAUUCCGGAUAUACAAGAGAAAAAGAUUAAAUAA
Molecule: messenger RNA, 2292 nt
Organism: Trichomonas vaginalis G3
Lineage: Eukaryota; Parabasalia; Trichomonadida; Trichomonadidae
Product: VPS9 domain family
Exons: 1
Coding region: 1-2292 (763 amino acids)
Source: RefSeq, a predicted model, not a curated record